UGUGGUGUUUGGCAACAGUAACGGCCUGGCGGUGGUGGACUACAUCCAGAAGACGGUAGUACUCAACUUAUCGACGGUGGAACUUUACGGCUCCAACGACCCCUACCAGAGACAGCCGCGCUCGCCAAGAAAGACACGGCAGCCUUCUGGAGGUUUGUGUGACAUCAACGAGGGCUCAGCGACGUCAGAGGACCGCUGCAAAUCCCCUACUUCAGUGUUGAUGACAAACAGCAAUCUGCAACAAUUCUACAAUGGAGGUGGUAGAGGAGCAAAGAUGUCACGGAAAUUAAGCUUGCCUACUGAGCUAAAGCCAGACUUGGUCCUCCUGUCUGUAUGCCCGCCGCGGGGUGCCAACCCAUUAGACCACCGGGAUAAUUCAUUCAGCCGCUCACGCUCCUCCAGCGUCACCAGCAUCGACAAGGAAGCUCGAGAGGCCAUCAGCUGCUUCCACUUCUUUGAGACCUUCGCCCGCAAGGGGGACAGCACUUUGACACCCUGCCUGUAUGUGGGCACUUCCCUGGGAACCGUACUGGCUUUAGCUCUCACAUUGCCUCCUGCUGGGGAGCAACGGCAACUGCAGCCAGUUAUUAUUUCACCUACUGGCAUGUUGGUGCGAUUGAAGGGUAGCAACUUGCGGAUGGCUUUUCUGGACUCUACAGGUGCCCUGCUUCCCCCUGCCUUUGAGCCUUGGUUUGAACCCAAUGUAACGGCAGAUGGUGAAGAAAGAGAGAAGGUUCGAAAGCGCCGGCCCGUCUCAGUGUCCCCUUCAACCUCCCAGGACCUCAACGAGAGCCAGUAUGCAGUGGUGUGUUCAGAGAAACAGGCCAAGGUCCUUUCCCUCCCCUCCCAGACCUGCAUCUAUAAACACAGUAUCACAGAGACCUCCUUUAUCCUGCGGGCAGAUGUGGUGCAAAUGAGCCAAGGCGUGUGUGUGGCGUGUUUCUGUGCCAACGGACACAUCAUGACCCUCAGUUUGCCGGGGCUGAGACCGCUCUUGGAUGUAAACUACCUGCCCUUGACGGACAUGCGGAUAGCCCGGACGUUCUGCUUCACCAACCUGGGUCAGGCCAUGUACCUCUGCUCCCCCACCGAGAUCCAGAGGAUCACUUACAGCCAAGACAUCUGUGAAAACCUGCAGGAGAUGCUGGGCGAGCUUUUUACACCAGUGGAGACACCAGAGGCACCAAACAGAGGGUUUUUCAAAGGUCUCUUUGGGGGCGGAGCUCAGUCACUGGACAGAGAGGAGCUGUUUGGUGAGAUAUCAUCUGGAAAAGCAUCCCGAAGUCUGGCACAGCACAUCCCAGGCCCGGGCGGCAUCGAGGGCAUGAAGGGGGCGGCCUCCGGCGUGGUUGCAGAUCUGGCACGAGCCCGGAUAGCAUUGGAUGAAAGAGGCCAGAAACUGGGCGAGCUGGAUGAAAGGACAGCUGCCAUGAUGACCAGCGCAGAUUCCUUUUCCAAACACGCCCAUGAGAUGAUGCUGAAGUGCAAAGACAAGAAAUGGUACCAGUUCUGAUCCACGACAGGAAAGGAGCAAUGCUCCACAGACACCACUGUCAUCUUCCGUCCGGCUCAUUUGGACUCACCGUGACCCCCCCCCCCCCCCCUCCACCUGCCCAUCCAUCUGUCCAUUCGUCCCAUCCCUCCAAGCCUUCUUCGCUGGGACAUUUGGGAUUUUCUUCCCUAGCACAAUGUUAAACACUGUUCUUACCUCAGUCUAAGGGUGGAACUGAGGAGUGGACAGGGGAAAAAAAGGCAACCUCAAAAAGGGAGCAUAUAAAUGGUGUCUUUUUUUUUUCUUUUUUCUUUUUUUACGUUGUCGUCUCUUUGUUUAUCUCUGUUCAGCCUCUCCUCCGAGGAAGCCGCCUGGCACACGCACCUGGAGAUUUCUUCAUUCUCAUUUGCCAAAACAUCCUUUACUGUCAUCCGAGCCUCGAGCCCAUUGUGGGCCCAGAGCUCAAACCGAUGAACACACAGCUGAAAAGAGACAAAAACCUUAAGAGGAAAACAGACUUUAAAAAAAAUUCUUAAAAUGUAAAAAGAAAGAAAAAAUAAUCUAAAUACAUCAUUAUAUAUACAUAAAUCUAAUAAAUGUGCAAACGCUGUAUCCACUUCCGGGGGGACAAGUAGUAAAGAAAAGGAAAACUUGUGGAGGAGACAUGAAGGAAGUGCUGCGACAGUGACGCCUUCUCUAUGCAGAGAGUCACAGGGAUUAAAGCAACUUACUCCUAUGUAAACUGGAUACUUCACUUUAGACUCUCCUCUGUAUCUUACAGACUUUCAUAUCGUUACCAACAGUGUGCGUGCGUGUGUGUGUGUGUGUGCUAACUUCUAUUUUCUUGCCAUUCUCUAUUUGUUAUUCGUUGGGUUUUCUCUCUGUCUGUAUUAUUGGAAAAUCUCUUAUUUUUCUAUUGUUGUGAAAGUGGAUGAUGUUUGAUUUGUUGAAAAAUCUGUUUUUGUGGCUUUUUGUCUAACAACUCGAGUUUAUCUUCUCCUUAUGAAAAGGGCUGGAAUCUAAAUGGAGGGCAAGGAUAUAAAAGGCAUAUGUCAUUUAGUUCUUACUGACAUGGCAACAUCAGAUUCCUUGAAUCUGAACUUAAAGUGUGUCACACACAUUAUUGUUUACCAUGAAUUGAUCUAUGUGAUGUUAACCGCCUCUGUCGACUUCUUAAUGUCGGACGCUUCCACAGUUUGGCUCUCUCUCUGAGCGUGACUUUGAAUGCUAAUGUAAUCAGUGUUAAAUCCACCGAUCGGUGAGCCAAUUCUGUGGGAUUUCAGAGGUUUUCAAAUGAGUAAACAUCUGUAUGGAGACUCAAAAAAACACAUGGAUAGAAAUAUCCAUGUGUUUCAUAUAUGCAGGAUAAUAGAAAAAAAGAAAGUGUAAACCUUUAAAGGCAUACAUCAGAAACACAUUUCAGUUCUUUGAUUGUCUGUAUGAGCAAGUUGUCUGUGUGAUUUCUUUGUCGAUAUUUAUUUAUUGAGGUGCAAGAAACAGUUGUUUUAGGUGUCAGAAACCUUCAUUACCUUGUUUUGACUCCCAUGUUUGCAGUAAAGCUCAAAUGUGGUGUAUCUCUCUGUCUACCAGGCUUUUAAACCUUUAUUUGUAUAUAAGUAAAUAGUUUGACAAUCUAAGACCAACCGGAAAGUACAACGUUGAGGGUUGCUCAAGCAACAGAAGAGGAGAGAGGCCAUAUUUUUUCUGACGCCAAAGAGUUGCUUUAAACUUUUUCAUUGCAUUCUCAUUUAACCCAUCACGCACAACAGCAGCAUAUUAAUAACAGCUUCUCACAUUGGAGUGCAAGCCCAGGAUCGAAUCCACACAGGACCAUUUUCACCCUCAUCAUCUUUGGAAUUUGAAGACAUGGAGCAAGUUGCAAUGGAACGCAGCCAUUUAUAGUACUACUGUAUCGCAUUAUGUCAUGAAAAAUGUAACAUUUGGACUAAUGUUUAAUGUUUCAAGUGGCCUAACUGUUGGUUAAAUAAUAAGGAUGUUUCCUUAAGAAGAAAACCUGAACCAUUCCACUACAGCUCAGACGCAACAAUAUUGACUGUGUUCAUCUGUGUGUAUGUGUGUAUGUCUGGGAAUGUGUGUGUGUUUGACUCUGUCUGUCAGGGGGUCGUUCAAGUGAUUUAAUUUAUUUGUUUUUGGUUGGUUAAUAAUUAAUAUUGAUGUCCUAGUCUCACCAGUCUGUGUCCAGUCGAGUGUAUGUCCCACUAACUAAAGCCCCCCUCCCCCCCCUUAAUAAUAAAAAAAAUAUAAAAAAUAGGAUAAUGAGCAUAAGAGGAUGACCUCUGAAUUCCAGUUUUUUUUUUAACUUGCACAUUUCCAGUCUUGGCACAUAAGCUUUGACUCACCUUUGCCUUUGUCUUCUGAGUUCUCUCUUCCUCCAGUGAGUCUUUCAUAGACUCUACAGGUUCAACAACAACAAAUAUGGCCUUCUUUGUGUUAGUGAGCAUUGUAGUGUGGUAGCUCUGUCUUUAUCCCUCCACAAACUUCAGGAGAAUUAGCAAGUUUUGAGCCAGAGGUCAUCCCCUCCCCUGAAAAAAACCCUCCUGUAUGAUGUCUUUCCCUCCGAUCCCACUGUUAAUUGUGUUUUUCUUUUCUUUUUUUCAAUGUUGUUGUUUUUAAAUCCAUCUCUAUGUGAUUUGUUUCUCGUCCCUACAUUUCAGUAUGCAGUAUUCUUAACCCGAUUCAAUCCACAUGCUCAAAACAACCAGAGGGAGUCCUGUCUUAUAUCUGCCGUGCGCCAUCUUCUGUCCUGGAUUUCACAGUUAUCAGUGGGUUGCAGUAUUUUUCUCAUUGUAGCCAAUUUUCUUGUACAGUUUUAUGCAACUUUCACAUGGAUGUUUAUGACUUUAUCUGCUGCCACAAAAAGUUUAGAAAUUCUGUAGAUAGAGAUUACUGUGCAAUGGAAAAUAAAAGUGGAAAAUGUA
Labrus bergylta (ballan wrasse) is the source of this 4431-nucleotide messenger RNA. Lineage: Eukaryota; Metazoa; Chordata; Actinopteri; Labriformes; Labridae. The record is from RefSeq and is a predicted model, not a curated record.